UGUGAGAGGAGAGAGGGCACAGACUUCCUAAAGGAGGACAAGCAACAGGUUAUUCUGAAGGAGUACUCUGUUAACACAGAGAACCUUGACAAGGAUGGUAAACAGAGCAAAUGGCUUCAUUUAUGUUUUCUGAUUUGUAAAACACUGCCCUGACACUUUGAUUUGUCUACACCAGACACAUCCGAUGGCAUUCUACCCUCUUCCCUCACCACUCUAUAUUGUAAUAGAAAACCCAUCUCACCUAUGAUGUCAAGACCAUCCUACAACUACACAGUGGAAUCCCCUGCCACCUUCUUCCUCAUGGGCAUUCCAGGUUUGCAGUCUUCCUAUCUUGGGCUGGCCGUCUCAUUUAGUGCCAUGUACAGCAUAGCCCUCUUGGGAAACAGCCUCAUCAUUACUGUGAUCUGCAUGGAUUCCACUCUACAAGAGCCCAUGUACUUCUUUCUCUGUGUUCUGGCUGCUGUGGACAUUGUCAUGGCUUCUUCUGUGGUACCUAAGAUGGUGAGCAUCUUCAGCUCAGGAGACAGCUCCAUCAGCUUUAAUGCCUGUUUCGCUCAGAUGUACUUUGUCCAUGCAGCCACCGCUGUGGAGACAGGGCUGCUCCUGGCCAUGGCUUUUGAUCGCUAUGUGGCCAUCUGCAAGCCCCUACACUACAGAAGAAUCCUCAGACCUAAACUGAUGCUGGGGUUAUGUGUGACCAUCAUCAGCAGAGCUGUCCUUUCCAUGACUCCACUGAGCUGGAUGUUGAGUCAUUUGCCUUUCUGUGGCUCCAAUGUAGUUCCCCAUUCCUACUGUGAACACAUGGCUGUGGCCAAGUUAGUAUGUGCAGACCCCACGCCCACCAGUUUGUACAGCUUGAUUUGUUCCUCUAUCAUUGUGGGGUCCGAUACGGCCUUCAUUGCUGCCUCCUAUACUUUGAUUCUCAGGGCAGUAUUUAGCCUGUCCUCAAAGAACGCACAGCGGAAGGCGUUAAGCACAUGCGGCUCUCAUGUGGGAGUGAUGUGUCUUUUCUAUCUCCCCGGGAUGGCAUCCAUAUAUAUAACCUGGUUGUGGCAGGAUGUAGUUCCCCUGCACACCCAAGUGUUGUUAGCUGACUUGUACCUCAUCGUCCCACCCACCCUAAACCCUGUCAUUUAUGGUAUUAGGACCAAGCAGAUCCGGGAGCGAAUGCGGAUGUUGAUGAUGUGCAGCUUUAGAAAAGGUUUGUUAACAUAGAACUCUUUACAUUUAGUCCCCUAGACAAGGGCACAGGUUUUAAAGAUGUAUGGAGCAAGACUGUUUCACUUGUCAGUGCAGAGUCCAAGAUGAAGUU
Messenger RNA from Peromyscus maniculatus bairdii (prairie deer mouse), 1312 nucleotides. Its product is annotated as olfactory receptor 52I2-like. The record is from RefSeq and is a predicted model, not a curated record. Gene Ontology annotation, cellular component: plasma membrane. NCBI's taxonomy places the organism in Eukaryota, Metazoa, Chordata, Mammalia, Rodentia, Cricetidae. Gene Ontology annotation, molecular function: olfactory receptor activity; G protein-coupled receptor activity. Gene Ontology annotation, biological process: G protein-coupled receptor signaling pathway.